AGGAAUCAUCCCCGGGAGCCACUCGGGGCUGGGAAAAUGGAAAGUGAGAGAGCCAAAAAUACACGCAGAUCACCUAGACUACCUGCUCCGGCUCAGCAAGGGGAGGAGGACGCACAAGUGCAGGCGCGUCCACGCGUGCCAACCGAGCUAGACAAGAAAAGGACAACAACACAUCGAAAACUGGAAUGAGAGUUUAGCUUGGACACUCUUUGGAGCCAAAAGCUCAUCUUUGCUGCAAGAAUCAGCCUAAAUGAGUACACACUAAGAAGAGUCAUGCAUCUCAACAGAGAAGAAGAUAACACCGGUGGUUCAGUGUCUCUCAGUGUAUUCCUGGUGUCUUUGGCAUUCCUAGUAUGUGCCCUUUGGCUGGUAGCUCUAUGUGGCGUCUGCACAUGGUGUCAGCGUAAACUGGGGAAGAGAAACAAGCCCGGGGUGGAAGCUGCCAGUUCUCCAGAGUCUGUGCGAGGUCGAGGGGAAAAUAAAGCCAUCAAUGAGCUCGACAGAGACUUUUGGAAUAACAAUGACAGCAGCAAUGUGCAACAGAGGUGGAGCUCCUACCCACCGAAAGAGUUCCUCUUAAACAUGUCUCCCUACGCUCCCUAUGGUGACCCUCGCCUCACACCCAAUGGGGCUGUGGAUAAAAGUAGGCAGGGCGGAGCUGGACCCUCGCCGGGGGCCAGUGACAGCGGGGUCGCUGCUUGCUCUGGGGCUGAGGCAGGGCCCAGUCGCAGUGACAGCAUUCGAAGCAUGCUGACUGGGGGCAGCAGGGCUGGACGUUGGCAGACGGUCCAGAGCCACAUGCACGCAGGAGGCCUGCGUUUUAGCAAUUUUGGAGACGCCUCCCUCUCAACUACCUCCACACUGGAGCACAUCCCGUCCUCAGCUGUGGCUCGCCCCCGGCCUCUUGUCCGACAACAGAGCCUCCAACAGCCCCUCACCCACCAGCCCCCUCCGGGGCCUAACGACCCUCCAGUCACCUCACAGAGCCUGGGCCAACUGCACACAGGUCCAGGUGCUGGGGGCCACCGUGGGGGCCCACGAGGGGUCCGGGGGAGUACGGCUGGAGCCUCCCGAUACAGAGGGGGAGGGGCCGGACGCUCCAGGUCGAAUCCAGGCAGCUGGGACCACAUGAUGGAACAGAUCCGCAACAGAGGGCUGGACGUCAAGUCGUUCUUUGAGGGGAAGAUGGUUGUUCUGUCUCUAGCAAUUGGACUGGCCGAACAAGAUGACUUCGCGAACCUCCCUGACCUACAGGAAGCGCCAGCGAGCAAAGAAAAUGAAACCACCCCAGAGAAGAGGACUCCUGGUAACAAACUAGGCAGCAGUCCCAGAGGUCACACCCCAGAUGAGAGUGGACGCCGGCAGGGCUCGGCCCACAAUGCCAACUCAUCCGUCUCCGAUUUAGCCAACUCAGUCACCAGUGAAAUGCUCAUGUUGUCUCCAGGCUCGGAAGAAGACGAACACGAGGGACCAGUGUGUGAGAAGUUGGGUCGCAUUCAGUUCAGCGUAGGAUACAGCUUCCAGGACUCCACCCUCACUGUCAAAAUCCUCAAGGGCCAGGAAUUGCCUGCCAAGGACUUUUCCGGCACUUCCGACCCCUUUGUCAAACUCUACCUGCUGCCUGACAAGAAGCACAAACUGGAGACCAAAGUGAAGAGGAAGAAUCUGAACCCACAUUGGAAUGAGACCUUUUUGUUUGAAGGGUUCCCAUUUGAGAAAGUGGUCCAGAGAACUCUCUACCUGCAGGUUCUGGAUUAUGACCGCUUCAGCAGGAAUGACCCCAUCGGAGAGGUGUCCAUCCCCCUCAACAAAUUGGAUCUGGCCAACAUGCAGACUUUCUGGAAGGAAUUGAAACCAUGUAGCGAUGGCAGUGGAAGCCGAGGAGAUCUGUUGGUGUCUCUGUGCUACAACCCCACCGCCAACACGAUCACUGUGAGCAUCGUCAAAGCCCGCAACCUCAAAGCCAUGGACAUUGGAGGCACUUCUGACCCCUACGUGAAGGUGUGGUUGAUGAACAAGGACAAGCGUGUGGAGAAGAAAAAGACGGUGGUAAUGAAGCGUUGUCUAAACCCUGUUUUCAACGAGUCCUUUCCCUUUGACGUGCCUGCCCACGUGCUGAGGGAGACCACCAUAAUUAUCACUGUCAUGGACAAGGACAGGCUUAGUCGCAAUGAUGUCAUUGGAAAGAUUUAUCUCUCAUGGAAGAGUGGCCCCGCGGAGGUGAAACACUGGAAAGACAUGAUGGGUCAUCCCCGCACUGCCGUGGCCCAAUGGCAUGCACUCAAGGCCUGAGGGAGCGAGCGGGCUCUGUUCUCCGUGCCCUCGGCUCACAUAUCCUGCUCUCGAGCUGCGGCCGCGGGUUGCAGACAGUGUGCGUCACCUCUUUGUUCUCAGGCCUCUUUGAAAUCCUUGACUCCUAAAUUUCACCCCUUGUCAAACAGUGAUGCCCACUUGACCCCCUCCUCUCUCAUUCCUCUGACCUUUAAAUGUAUUCGAUGUCCACCCACUUCCUCCUUGUACUGUCUUUUUAUGAGAUUUUUUUUUUUUGUUCACAAUACCACUGUGUCUUUCUUGUCAACCACUCCUAGUGUUAAACACAAGAGCAGUACCUCUUGCCACACGAGAAUACAAGUACUGUUUACCAAAACAACGGAAAAAUCCCAAACUCCUGUAUGGUGUUAAGCAUAGAGGUCAGAAACAGCCCUGUGGGCCAAUGGCACUGCCCCCAUAUGAUGUUAGAGCGAGGGAGCACUUGUCUCUACUCUGCUGUUGCUGUCACUGCCAGUCUACGUAUAUCCUGAUCAUGCCCCAAGCAUCAGGAAGUUGAUGAAUGCAAUGGAUGUAAAGUGGACUUUUUCUUUUUGCUCGGGAAGCUGUGUAACCAUUUACCUUGACCAGACCCCCUUGUUGUCUGUGCGUGAUGUGUGUGGGUGAUGUGCUGUGACCCCCCCCCCCCCCCCCCCCCCCCAAAUGGAGUUCUUCAAAAAAGAGGAGGAUUCAAUGAUAAAACCUCCAGUCCUGGGCCACAAAGCGUCAAAACAUUGUCCUGUUUUUGGACGGAAAAAAAGGAGUAGAAGAGAUUCGUGUGUUAUCUUUUGUUUACAAAAAAAUAACUAAGAAUCGAGAAAUGUUUGUGUGCAUCAGUGGAUGAAUGAGGAAUCACUUUGGGCGUAGUCUUGAUGAUAAAGAUGGAUUAAUUCUAGCUCGAAAAAAUGGUGCGUUCUUUUAGUCAUUCCAAAGAAAACGUGUAAUUUCAGACUUUAUAUUUUCAUUAGGCAGUAGUCUCGGGGUGGAUCACCCUUGUACGAAAACGACAUGAUUAGGCGGGUGAGUCGAAAUAAAUCCGUAAAGGUUCAUUUAUGCCUUCUAUUCAGCUGCCAAAUUGAACUCUUUGCCAGCAGCAAAUGAAGUUUGUUCCGUCUGGAUUUUUUGUCCAUUCUGGAGUUUUGUCUUCCAGUUAUUUGUUUCAUUGGUUCAAGAACCAAGAAAUACCUGCCCUUAAAUCCUCUUGUUCAUUGUGCUUUCUGAAUGAAUAAAGGAAAGUCUCCUAUUUGUGUGCGUGCGUGUGCACGCGCCUGCGCCGUGUGUGUGUGUGUGCGUGUGUGUGCGUGCGUGUGUGCGUGUGUGUGUCUGAUCAUAGUAAGUCCAUGAUUAAAAAGUUUAUCAGCUCUCUGUGCAA
This is a messenger RNA of Syngnathus typhle (broad-nosed pipefish), 3679 nucleotides long. It is a transcript of the gene syt7b, whose product is annotated as synaptotagmin VIIb. NCBI's taxonomy places the organism in Eukaryota, Metazoa, Chordata, Actinopteri, Syngnathiformes, Syngnathidae. The transcript is spliced from 13 exons. Bases 274 to 2292 code for a protein of 672 amino acids. Gene Ontology annotation, biological process: vesicle fusion; cellular response to calcium ion; calcium-ion regulated exocytosis. Gene Ontology annotation, molecular function: phosphatidylserine binding; clathrin binding; SNARE binding. Gene Ontology annotation, cellular component: synapse; synaptic vesicle; membrane. The record is from RefSeq and is a predicted model, not a curated record.